CAUGAGCCUCUGACUACACGCUUCCGUACCACAAGUAGAAGAAGGAGACUGAAACACUACGGAGCAGCACUGUUAGCAUUGGCUGCUAUUCGGGAUACUUCCGUCAGAUUAUUCUUUUAUUUUUAAAUGUGUGAACGUUAAACCAGCAGCGGAAGUGCACACCAGUUACCGGCUAACGGGAGAGGAAGCCCAGUGACGCGUCUCUGACAUGAACAGCUAUAGGAAGAGGAAGACGUCAGGAAGUCCUCUCAUUGCAAGGACCAAGACCAGCAGAGGGGCCAACGCUAGGAGGACGGCUAACCGGCUAACGGCUAACGUCAGCACGUUAGCCGUCCCCUCCACAGAGACAAUCGCCAUGAUGGACAACGCUGAUGGCACUGUAGAAGAGGUGGUGGAUCUGACCUGUGAAGGAACAGAAGCUUCUGUGGUUGAUCUGACAAACAACGACUCUGUUCUGCUUGUGGACGAAGGUCCACAGAAUGAGAGAGUGCCGACAGGUGAGAGCUACGUUGUCAGCAGUGAUGAAGAUGAAGACGCGCCUCCUAUCGCCAAUGCUGCAAUUAUGCCCUCUGUACAGUCAAACAGCUCCUCCAGGUCCACACCGGGUACGAUCAGCUGUCCCGUCUGCCUGGACUCGUACUUGGAGAUUGUGGAGAGCGGACGACUGGUUGUUUCCACUAAAUGUGGUCACGUCUUCUGCAGUCAGUGUCUAAGAGACGCUCUGACUUCAUCACACACCUGUCCUACCUGCAGGAAGAGACUAACCCAUCGCCAGUACCACCCCCUGUACAUCUGACAUCACUCUUACAUCGUCAUAUGCCUUAGGUACUUUUGGACGUUAUGUUUCUAGUGACCUCAUCAGUGGCAUCAUCAGAUCAGAUGCUUUUGGCUGCCGUGGUUGUUUUGUAUCCAAAACAAAAGACUGAGGUGCAUUUUAAUUAAAGAGUGAUUGCAAUUGAAUGAUAUUGUAUAAUUUGAUAUAUUUGAUAAUCUGUUUUUUUGUUUUGUUUUAUUCUUGUUUCUGGACUGUUUUUCUAUUGUAAGUACAAAAUGUGUUUAAAGUAGAAAUAAACUAUUCAAUUCUG
This is a messenger RNA of Gasterosteus aculeatus aculeatus (three-spined stickleback), 1085 nucleotides long. NCBI's taxonomy places the organism in Eukaryota, Metazoa, Chordata, Actinopteri, Perciformes, Gasterosteidae. The record is from RefSeq and is a predicted model, not a curated record.